AUGGCAUGCUCCUCUGUUGCCAUCGAGGCUACUCUGCUCCUCUGCAUCCUCGUAGCCCAUGCCCAUGGUUGCGGCGCCAAGAACCACACGCCACCUCCUUCCCCGGCCAUCAAGAAACUGCCCUACGGGGCCACUCCUCCUGCGGCCAAUUCCAGCUGGCUCGACGCCAAGGCGACAUGGUACGGCGCGCGCCACGGUGCAGGGCCCAACGACAAUGGUGGUGCGUGCGGGUUCAAGAACGUCAACUUGCCGCCCUUCUCCGCCAUGACCUCCUGCGGCAAUGAGCCACUCUUCAAGGACGGCAAGGGCUGUGGCUCGUGCUACCAGAUAAGGUGCUUAAGGUCAAACCACCCUGCGUGCUCCGGUGUGCCGGAGACAGUGAUCAUCACGGACAUGAACUACUAUCCGGUCUCUCCCUACCACUUCGACCUCAGCGGCACUGCCUUUGGAGCCAUGGCCAAGGACGGCCGCAAUGAUGAGCUCCGCAAUGCGGGCAUCAUUGACAUGCAGUUUCGGAGGGUGCCGUGCCAGUACCCGGGGCUGGCGGUGAUGUUCCAUGUGGAGAAGGGGUCGAACCCGUUCUACAUGGCAAUCCUGGUGGAAUACGAGAACCGCGACGGCGAUGUGAAACUGCUGGAAAUCAUGGAGUCACGUCCGGUCGCCGGCAACGGCGGCGAGAUGGCUCCAACGGGGGAGUGGGUGCCCAUGAAGGAGUCAUGGGGAUCCAUCUGGAGGAUGGAUGCCCGGCACCGCAUGCAGGGGCCAUUCUCGUUACGCAUCACUAACGAGUCUGGCAAGAUGCUCGUCGCCGACCAGGUCAUCCCCGCUGACUGGAAGCCGGAAAAAGUAUACAGCUCGGUCAUCCAGUUUGAUUAA
Molecule: messenger RNA, 876 nt
Organism: Triticum turgidum subsp. durum (durum wheat)
Lineage: Eukaryota; Viridiplantae; Streptophyta; Magnoliopsida; Poales; Poaceae
Source: the annotation of a GenBank genome assembly